UCUCGAUGACUCCUGGUUGAGGGUCCGCUGGCCCCCGUUUGAAUGGUGUAGCAACAUUGACGAAGUACUCACUUCUCUCGCACCUAAACAUGCAGCUGUCUGUUCUCUUUAGCGCGCUUUUAUCUUUCGUCAUUCUCGCUGCAGCGUCACCCACGCCAAGAGCCAUCUCGAUUGAGAAGCUUUCCUCCAAACCAAAGGAACUUGACGCGAACUUUCGACGUGAUCUCCCAGAAGAAGCUAAACCAAAGGAACUUGACGCGAACUUUCGACGUGAUCUCCUAGAAGAAGUUAAACCAAAGGAACUUGACGCGAACUUUCGACGUGAUCUCCCAGAAGAAGCUAAACCAAAGGAACUUGACGCGAACUUUCGACGUGAUCUCCUAGAAGAAGCUAAACCAAAGGAACUUGACGCGAACUUUCGACGUGAUCUCCCAGAAGAAGCUAAACCAAAGGAACUUGACGCGAACUUUCGACGUGAUCUCCUAGAAGAAGCUAAACCAAAGGAACUUGACGCGAACUUUCGACGUGAUCUCCCAGAAGAAGCUAAACCAAAGGAACUUGACGCGAACUUUCGACGUGAUCUCUCAGAAGAAGGUAGGAAAUCCGACAAACUUGAGACCAACUCCGUGACUUAUAUUUCGCACGUUACACGCGAUGGCCUUGUUAUUCCUGAAGGUAUCACUAAGAAGCGCGAGGAGCUGGAUACUGGCACUAUAAUAUAUGCUUGGUACGACGGUCCAGGAGGUGAGAAUAUAACUAAUCUGCCAUUUAUUCAUUGGAGUAUCAAACCUUUUGCACCAGACAAGAAGCGCGAGGAGUUAGAGACCAACUUCGUGGACUAUGACCCGCGCGAGGAGUUGGAGACUAACUUCGUGGACUAUGACCCGCGCGAGGAGCUCUCGUCGGCUAUUAAUUACGACGGCUAGGACAACAGCCUAGUACUACAUAACAGAAACAGACGGGCGGGAGAAAAGGAAUACACCAAUAAAUGACAUCGGUAGAAUAUUCAUAUCAAGCUCAUAUGUCAACGACUUUUAGCAUCCAAACACAGACUUGGAUCCACCUAGGCAGCUGCAAAAUAUUUCUCCAACACACUCUUCGACACGACAUGCUUCGGGCAUCUACGUCCCGUCCAUGUUUCAAAUUGCACACAGCCCUGCUCCAGGAGCACCUCAACCCUCAUAACUGCUGCACUCUUCGCGAGCAUUAGAAGGGGCGUCUCAGCAGGUUUGUAUGUCAUGUCCACAAUCACGCCAUUCGCUGUCGCGUCAAACAGCGCCAGCGGAAGAAGCACGCCCCCCGGGCUAGUGCCGCGGCCGGCGGUUGUCGCACUCGCGGACGGCGGAAACAAUGACAGUUGGUGCAGGCCCCCCU
Molecule: messenger RNA, 1374 nt
Organism: Suillus clintonianus
Lineage: Eukaryota; Fungi; Basidiomycota; Agaricomycetes; Boletales; Suillaceae
Exons: 12
Coding region: 90-926 (278 amino acids)
Source: RefSeq, a predicted model, not a curated record